AUGAAAGUCGUUGGGGAGGAGAUAGUUCAAGAAGAGGUGGCACCCGAAGUCGAUCCGGAGGAGGCCGUUGCAGAACCAGACUCGGAACAAACUAUCUCCGAUGAAACUCCCGCUGACGAAGAGGAAGAAGCCCUCUGCUUUGCUCGGGAGAUGGAGGAGGAUCUAUUUGGUGCAGAGAAGGCCAGGAGAGAUAAGGGAGGAAAGGCCCCAGAGACAGCCGCUGGUGAGAUAAGGUCAAAAAUGAAAGAGGACCCCGCUCCGAAGCCUGUCGAGAAGAAGCAUAGGGUGAAGGUAGCACUCAGAAAAAAUCCAACACCCCCUCGGCGAGCGACAAGGCAGGAAAAGGGGAAGAGUAAAGUGGUGGAAGCAGAAGCGACAGAGGACAUGAUCCCGCUGUCCCGUCUGAGGAAGGAGAUCACUAUCAGAGAGCCCACCGCUCAGCCCCAGCGAUCCUCACCAGCGGAGCCCGCAAAGGAGAAGCCGGGGGCGGAAGAGCCUACUGCUUCUGGACCAGAGGAGGAGCGGGAGACCAUCAUCACUGAAGAAACCAUAGGCAGAAUCAACGUCACUGUGGAAUCAUACAAGGAACAAACCGCCGAGGUCCCCGCUACCACAACUGCUGAAGCAACCAAUGAAACCGCCGAGAUUGAGGCAGUUAUAACAACGCUCCCUAUCCUGCAGACUCGUGAUCCCCUUGACGCUGCGCCUAACCUACAAGUCAUUGUUGUUAACCUUCCUAUCGAUCUCCUCGAACAACAAGUCGAAAGGGAACAACAAACUCUCCCCGAGCCAGUCCACCAAUAUUUUGAAACAAACGACCCACCUCUAGGAGCCGACCCUCCAGCGGCCAAUUGUCCCAAAGCUCCCAUCGUAGUGGUUGAAGAAAUAUCUUCAUCUCAAUCAGGGGAGGCUUCCAUCAACCAGAAAUUAGAAAAUAUGGUUCAGAACCAAAUUUUGUUAAUCCAAGCCUUCUUCCUGCGGGAGAAGAAUGAGGAGUUGGUGCCUAGGCGCUCUAGGGUUCACCCCUACUUGUGCCCGCACUUCUGGAUCCAUCCAGCUCGACAGUCGUUCCAGGCCAGAUACGCCAACUUACCUUGCCCUGACUUGAGCUAUGAAGCACUUCAGGCUCUGACUCAAGUCAUAAUCGAUCUGCUGGUCCAAAGUCCCGCUGAUUCGGAUGCCAUUCCAGUUCUCCACUGA
Messenger RNA from Andrographis paniculata, 1200 nucleotides. RefSeq lists its product as uncharacterized. The transcript is spliced from 5 exons. Bases 1 to 1200 code for a protein of 399 amino acids. The record is from RefSeq and is a predicted model, not a curated record. Lineage: Eukaryota; Viridiplantae; Streptophyta; Magnoliopsida; Lamiales; Acanthaceae.